Messenger RNA from Saprolegnia diclina VS20, 630 nucleotides. RefSeq lists its product as hypothetical. Gene Ontology annotation, cellular component: extracellular region. The transcript is spliced from 2 exons. The coding region runs from base 21 to 509 and encodes 162 amino acids. NCBI's taxonomy places the organism in Eukaryota, Oomycota, Saprolegniomycetes, Saprolegniales, Saprolegniaceae. The record is from RefSeq and is a predicted model, not a curated record.
AAUCGACGUGCAAAUCUGACAUGGCGCGGACUGUCGCGGCCAGCGUGCUCGUGUCCCUCGCCUGGACCGCCGCCGUGCCCGUGUGUCCCAUGGGCAUGUUUGUCGACGUUGCUAGCGUCAUGACGAGCUCGCGCAGCCUGGCGCCGUGCCUCCGCGCCUGCGGUGUGAGCUUUGCAGCGUACAACGCGGGCGAAUUUCCGAGCGAUGCACAGUGGCAGCGUUUUGCCGUGACGCCUGACUGCCAGGCCUUUUACACGGAGCUCAAGACGAGCUUUGCAGCCCUCGACGAGUGCGUUGUACCGACAACCACUGGUCCGCUGAACCUCCACCACUUGGAAAACGUCCCGAUCGAGACGCUUCUGCGCUUGACGUACCCGAUGGCACACCCCAACUACACGCAAACGAAUGCAACCGCGCCGCCACUGCACGCGUCGUCCUGGGCGCCACACUACGUUCUGGACGUCGGGCUCGCAGUGGCCAUUUCGAUGCUCGUACUGGUACUUGGCUAGCACCGUGGCUGAACCCUGCUAUGGAGGACGUGGCGUCUUUUGAGUCGAUGACGAUAUAUAUAAGCGUGUUGCGCGUUAUCUUCAUUGUUACAACGACUUCGCAUACGUAGAGACUAGCAAU